GCAAUUCCUUUCAUUCCGACAUUAAUAACGUCACGGACUUGAAUAACGUCAGGUCCGUAAGUAACGAUACGAUGUCAUUCAGUUUAUUGUUCCACAUACGUAGCUCUUUGUAUACGGAAUACGUCAAAUACCUCCGACAGAGAAACUAAUGAAUGCUCGUAAUCGUUUGAAGAAUUUUAUUGAACUUUCAACUAUCCUUGUGCGCGGAUGUGUGGACUCGUAAAUAAAAAAAUGAACGCGCAAGAGGUAGUCGAGGAAUUGACGCAAGUAUGCAUUCAAAUGCGCUCUCAUCUAGAUGACUUUACCGAACGAAAGGAUAAGGAGGCGUUAAUUCUAAAACACAUAAAACGAUAUGAGAAUUCCGGUGCAGAAAUUCAGGAUUUUCCGAAAGGCUUGGAGUGGUUCAAUGUGUCGGAAGGAUUAUCAUUUGCGCAGCAUUUGAAAGGAAAAAUCGUACUUUUGGAUUUUUUUACUUAUUGUUGCAUCAAUUGUAUGCAUGUUUUAGCUGAAUUAGAAGAGGUUGAAAAAAAAAUCUCUGUAGAAGAUGGUCUUGUUGUGAUUGGAAUUCACAGUGCAAAAUUUACAAAUGAACGUAGUUCAAAAAAUGUCUUAUCUGCAGUGCAAAGAUAUAAUAUUGCACAUCCUGUGGUAAAUGAUAUGACAUUAAGGAUGUGGUACAAUAUGGGAAUUACAUGUUGGCCUAGCCUUGUCAUGUUAGGACCUAGCGGUCAGCCAUUGGCUGUUUUUGUUGGUGAAGAUCACAAAGACGAAAUACUGUUAUAUACAAAAGUAAUGAUAGCAUAUUUCAAAUCUUUAAAUCAAAUAUCGAACCAUAGUCUUCCAAUGAAGCCGGCGAAUCACCUGUUACCAUUUUUUAAAGAUGGUUUAUUGUUUCCUGGUAAAUUAGCCAUUUUUUCAUCUGAACAAGGAACAAAGCUCAUCAUAUCAGAUAGCGGCAAUAAUAGAAUUGUCAUCGCGACUGAACAUGGAGAAGUGGAGCACUAUAUAGGUGGAUACAAUCAGGGUUUUAAAGAUGGCGAUUUCAAAAAUGCCAGAUUUAAUUCACCUCAAGGGGUCUGUGUACUCAAUAAUACAAUCUAUGUUGCGGAUAAUAACAAUCAUGCCAUUAGAAAAAUAAAUCUGACCAAAAAAAACGUAUCUACCAUAGCGGGCACUGGUUUACAAGGUCACGACCGCCAAGGUGGAAAACACGGUAUUAAUCAGGUUUUAUCAUCUCCUUGGGAUGUAGCAAUCUAUCAUCACGAAUAUAAAGGUAGCAUUGUGCCAAUCUUAUUAAUCGCUAUAGCGGGUACUCAUCAGAUCUGGGCAUUAUUUUUGGAAGACACUACUUGGUGGAAGGAAAAAAAAUACUCAGCAGGCACAUGCGUUGCUAUUGUCGGAAGUGGCCGGGAAGAAAAUCGUAAUAACAGUUAUCCUCAUGCCGCUGGGUUAGCACAACCUUCUGGUAUAGCAGUUGUUCAAGAAUAUAAAAUUGCAUUUUUCGCAGACAGUGAAAGCAGUGCUAUUAGACGGUUGCACUUAGACAACGGUCGGGUCUCUGCUGUUUGUGGAGGAGACAAAAAUCCAAUGAACUUACAUGCUUUUGGAGACGUAGAUGGAAAAGAAUUUUCGGCUAAACUUCAACAUCCAUUGGGUAUAGCAUGGGAUCAUUUGAAUAAACGAAUUUAUAUAGCUGAUACUUAUAAUCACAAGAUUAAAACUGUAGAUACUACAACAGGAUAUUGUAAGACUUUAUUUGGUGCAGGAAAACCUGAUCGCACAUUUUCUUUCAAUGAACCAGGUGGCCUUGCUAUCAACCCAGAUAGUAACAUUCUUUAUGUGGCAGAUACCAAUAAUCACGCUAUUAAAAUUAUUGACCUCACAAACGAGAAAAUUUCAACUAUGGUUAUAUCUAGACCUGAUUCAAAUGAAAAUAUUGAGAAAAUAUAUACUUUUGAUACAUCGAUUAAUACUCAUGGUGGAGAAUUAAAUAUUCUAUUUAAUAUCGUAUUUUCAAAUGAUUUGAAGUUAAAUGUAGAUGCACCACAAGAAUGGCAUGUGUCCUUACCUGUAAAUACAUGGACAGCAAGCUCUUUAACAGGUGGACUUUCAACUCCUGUGUCGGUGAAACUUCCUGCAGAUGAAGAGCAAAAUCAAUUGCGCAUUACAUUAAACAUAAUGGCUUGCACAGUCGACAUGUGUAUACCACUAAAGCUGUCUGUACUGUUUAAUGUGCAUCGAAAAACGGAUGCACCGAUAAUUGUGACUGAAGAGAAAAAACUCGUUGUUGGCUAG
Formica exsecta is the source of this 2295-nucleotide messenger RNA. RefSeq names its product NHL repeat-containing protein 2. NCBI's taxonomy places the organism in Eukaryota, Metazoa, Arthropoda, Insecta, Hymenoptera, Formicidae. Gene Ontology annotation, molecular function: protein binding. The coding region runs from base 208 to 2295 and encodes 695 amino acids. The transcript has 9 exons. The record is from RefSeq and is a predicted model, not a curated record.